Halichondria panicea is the source of this 1568-nucleotide messenger RNA. RefSeq lists its product as uncharacterized. NCBI's taxonomy places the organism in Eukaryota, Metazoa, Porifera, Demospongiae, Suberitida, Halichondriidae. Bases 36 to 1445 code for a protein of 469 amino acids. The record is from RefSeq and is a predicted model, not a curated record. The transcript is spliced from 5 exons. Gene Ontology annotation, molecular function: metal ion binding.
GAUAAAGGAGGCGUGGUCUUAAAACCAGUGGAGAUAUGGCUGGAGGAGGAAAAACUGUUUGCAGGUUUUUUCGUGAAGGAAGAUGUAGGUUCGGUGCAAAUUGCAGGAAUUACCAUCCCACAGGCAAUGUUGAAGCUACUGACAGAGGAUGGGGUCAGUCAGGAAACAGCAGAGGAGGUGGGCAAUCCAAUCCUCACUCCAAUGACUCCAACAGAGGUUGGGGAGCAAAGCAAGGUGGCAAUCGAUUUCAGCUCUUCAGUGAGAGGAGUGAUGACGGUGGAAGAGGUGGUAGAUCUCAGAGCAGAGAUAACGGGCCGAGACGAAACCCAUUCGAUAGGCUAGGACAGAAGAGUAAUGACGGCCAGGACCAGUGGAACAAUACUGAGAGACGUCAAGAUAACUGGAGUAGGGGAGGUCAAAGCAAUCAAGGCAGACAGCAGCAAGAUCGCUGGGGUGGUGGUCAAGAUAGGCAGCAACAAGAUCGCUGGAGGGGUGGUCAAGAUAGGCAGCAACAAGAUCGCUGGAGGGGUGGUCAAGACAGGCAGCAACAAGAUCGCUGGAGGGGUGGUGGUCAAGGCAGACAACAACAAGAUCGCUGGGGUGGUGGGGGUGGUCAGUGGAAUAGUAGAGAUGAUAGAAGAAACUCUCAGCAAGGAAAUGACCAACCCACUUCACCCAAGGAUAUUGCUGAAUGUAUUCGAGUGGACAUGGAGGAGUGGGGUGCUAGCAAGAUGUGGCCCCUCUCCUGCUAUGCAUAUGCUAAAGAGACUCCCUGUAUGCCAGGCCUGGUCGAUGUGUCCACUGAUGAACUACGAUGGGAGGCCUACCACGCAAAUGCGCUAGGAAACUCAGCAAAAUAUUUGCAGAGCCUAAUUGAACUUGGUGAAAAACAGAUGAGGACGCAGAGGCAAUUCAGUACUAUCACAGCAGAUGAUAUAGGCUCAAUGCAAUCCAAUUCUGGUGCUCUAUUCGGUGGUGCAGACGGUGGUAGCUCCGGUGGUCUAUUUGGAGCUGCUGCUAGUCCAACCACUAACCCUUCAUUAUUCACUGACACUGGCACUAACAAGACGCCUGUGUUUGGCCCCUCCCUCUCUGGCCCUACUGUGUCGUCUAUGUUUGGGGGACAGUCACAAUCCCUAUUUGGUACAGCAAAUACUGGAAUGGUCUCUGCUGCUCAAUCUGCGCCACUUGUCUCCAUGUUUCAACAGAUGAACUCACAAACUGUUUCCAUUGCUAAUUCUGUUUCUACCCCUAUUAUUCAGUCAGUUGGUCCAACCACACAAGCUCCUGGUGGUACAAGCACUGCCAACAGUGGUGCAAGCUCACUAGAAGAUAUUAUAAACUCUACCAAGGCUAGGGAGCUGAAUAAGACAGAACUUGAAGCCUAUAGUACGGACAAAUUCAUAUUAGGCAAUUUGCCUGAACAUGCUCCCCUUAUUGUGUAGCCAGCCACUUAAUUAUAAUAAUAAUUGCACAGUUUAUUUUCUUUUACUCUACAAUGUACAUGUAUAAGCUUCUGUAAAUGCUUGAAUUGACAACUUUUUAAAAAAUAAUUAUGACAACAAUAA